This is a messenger RNA of Folsomia candida, 4147 nucleotides long. Its product is annotated as multidrug resistance-associated protein 4. The record is from RefSeq and is a predicted model, not a curated record. Lineage: Eukaryota; Metazoa; Arthropoda; Collembola; Entomobryomorpha; Isotomidae. The transcript is spliced from 20 exons. Gene Ontology annotation, molecular function: ABC-type transporter activity; ATP hydrolysis activity; ATP binding. Bases 186 to 4004 code for a protein of 1272 amino acids. Gene Ontology annotation, cellular component: membrane. Gene Ontology annotation, biological process: transmembrane transport.
AAAGGCCAAGGGUUCGUCCUUGGUAGGCAGUUGUUAUUCAGUACUCUUCAUUCAUCGACCCGUUAGCUUGAAGGAGGACAGGGAAAAUUACCCACCGUUAUUCCUAAAGAUUUGGGUGGUUUGCUAAUUUUUAAAAUCGGACAUAAAAUAUAACAAGAUACAAUCUGAAAAGUAACCACUACACCAUGGCGCCUGGUCGGCUAACCCCUUCGCACAAAUCUCCAAUUAAGGAUGCCACCUGUCUCUCGCGACUUUUCUUCAUAUGGCUAACUCCUCUGCUUUACAAGGGGUGGAAACGUGACUUGGAAUUUAGCGACUUGUACCAAAUCUCGCAAUCGGAUCGGGCCGAAGACUUGGGCCGAAUAUUGGAAACUUCCUGGGCUAAGGAGAAAAAGACGAGGAAAAGUCCUAAAAUUCUAUCCGCACUGGGAAAAGUUUUCUGGAAAGAUUACGCCAUUUCUGGAAGUAUUAUUUUUGUGAGGGAAGUUCCACUAAGAAUUAUUCAAGCCUUACUGGUCGGUGCAUUGGUGCGUGCGUUAAAACAAGGGGAUAGAGAUGAUGAUGCCAAUAUGAAUUGUAUUCUACUCGGCGGAGGGAUUAUAGUCGUAACAUUGCUUGGCUCCAUAACUGCCCAUCUCGGCUACUUUAUCGCUGACCGAACCGGGAUGCGGGCACGAGUCGCGUGUUCAUCUCUGAUUUACGGGAAAAUGUUGAGACUGGGACAAACGUCGUUGUCAUUUGGUCAUGUCGUCAAUUUGAUGUCGAACGACUUAUCCCGUCUCGAUAUUGGAGCCAGUUUCCUGCAAUACUUGUGGAUAGCUCCGAUCCAACUGGGUGUUAUGUGCUACAUCUUGUGGGGCUAUUUGGGGUGGACCUGCCUCGUUGGGAUGGUCUUCUUAACGAUGCUAAUUCCUGUUCAAUUGUUGUUCAAAAAAUUGUUCGCCAAACUGCGAAGGAAUGUGACAGUCUGCACGGAUAAAAAGUCUCGUCUCUUAUCGGAGGUUAUUUCAGGAUUGAAAGUUAUCAAGAUGUACACCUGGGAAAACGCUUUCACCAAGCGGGUGGAAGAGGCGAGAAAGGAUGAGAUGGCCUACAUAAAGAAGACAACAUAUCUUUUGUCUGUUAAUCAAUGUUUUUUCGCAAUCUCUGCAAAAUUCACGAUAUUCUUGACCCUCGUGGCGUUCAUCUUGGUGGGAAAUGAGCUAACGGCGGAUGCGGCCUUCGUCACCCUAAUUUUGUACACCGUGGUCAACGUGUCCAUCACCAACUACUUUCCGACCGGGUUAAACAAUUUGGCCGAGAUAUCCGUGGCGAUGAAGCGACUGCAGGAUUUCCUCUCGAUGGAAGAACUACCCCCAAAGAAGGGCGAUUCCAAUGGGGGUCAUGAUGUCCACGUUCAUCUGGACCGUGCUGGAGGCAGUUGGACGACUGGAAAGGAAAAAGUUUGCUGCGAAAAUGAAUUUUCCCUUGCAAAUAUUUCCUGUCGGAUAGGAAAUGGGGGAUUUUUAGGGAUUUUAGGUCCCGUUGGAUGUGGAAAGAGCUCACUGUUACAACUAAUUCUUGGCGAGUUGUCCGACAUGAAAGGUGGUGUCCACGUGGCGGGAGGAGUGGCAUAUGCUUCGCAGCAAGCCUGGAUAUUUGGGGGCACGUUGAGAGACAACAUCCUUCUCGGGAGAGAGUACAAAGAGGCAAAAUAUCGAGAAACAAUACGGGUUUGUGCUUUGGAAAAGGACAUUUCCAUCCUACCCGAGGGUGACCUUAGUUCCGUGGGGGAAACCGGGUUUUCCUUGUCCGGAGGGCAAAAGGCGAGGGUGGGGUUGGCCAGGGCUGUAUACUCCGACGCGGAAAUUUACAUUUUAGACGAUCCAUUUUCCGCCGUGGACGCAUCCGUUGGUCGUCACAUUUAUGAAAAUUGUAUCAUGGGCUUUCUUUCCAACAAGGCGCGUAUCCUGGUAACCCAUCAACCCAGCUUUGUAAAAGGUGCCACUCAAAUUCUUCUCCUGGAUGGGGGAAGAGUUCAGUUUUCCGGAAAUUAUGAUCAGUUAGUCAGCUCUGGACUUGAAUUUGUCCACUCGGCCAUCCAAGAAAAAGAGGGAACUGGAGAUCAAGCAAAUGAUGAAGAGGUACAAGUUCCCACCAAAAAUCUGGAAGAAAUUUCCCCAAAAAAUGUGGAACCUGCCAUAAAAUUGGAUAAAUCCUGCCAAAAAGAUGAAUCAAUCCCCAAAAAACCAGACAGGAAACAAAUAUCGAUGCAACUUUACUGGAAAUACUUCCGAUUUGGGGAAUCCGUUCUUGCCUUAAUCUUAUUACUUGAAAUGUUCAUCCUUGUACAAAUCUUGUUCACGGCGUGUGACUAUUUUCCAAAAUAUUUGACACAAGUUGCAGAAACUAAAUGGAGUAACCCGACCGAAAUGCGGGAUACGAUUUGGAUUUACACGGCCUUAAUUGGAGUAAUUUUUGUUGCCGUUUUUGUGAGAAUGUUCGCAUUUUCGUUGGCAUGCAUUCGCUCAUCCGACAACUUGCAUAAGGUCGUGUUCAACCGCGUCGUCAGGACGGGGAUUCAAUUCAUCGAGGAAAAUUCGAUGGGUCAAAUUCUCAACAGAUUUACCAAAGAUUUCGGCAUUUUGGAUCAGCUCUUGCCCACCGUGCUUUUUCAAGGCGUCGAUAUAUUUUUCAAGCUUGUUGGUGCCCUUGCCAUAAUUUGCGUCAUGAAUGUCAUCCUUAUCGCCCCGUCGGCCCUUUUGUUGGUGUGUUUUUACCUCGUACGAAAAUUUUAUUUACCACCCGCCCUGAGUGUGAAACGGUUCGAAGCGAGUGCAAGGAGUGAGGUACUUUCCCACGUGAGCAGUACCGUGAAUGGGUUGCCGACGAUCAGGGCAAUGAUGGCCGAAUCCCAAUUUAGGCAAGAUUUCCAUUCUCGUCUUGAUUCCCAUUCGGCUGCCUGGUUUAUCUACAUCGCAGCCUCAAAAUGGUUGGCUUAUCUUUUAGACACGAUAAGCCUCUUAUACAUUGCGUUCGUGACGUUCUAUUUUGUAUUUUUUGAACAAGAUGGUCUCUCCGCUGGUCUAUCCAUCUCGUUGGCUAUAAAUCUUACGGUUGCGUUACAAUUUGGCGUCAGACAAUCCGUCGAAGCGGACAAUUCCAUGGUUUCUUUCGAGCGAGUAGUUGAAUAUACCCGAUUAAAAGAGGAAGCCUCCCUCACAUCGAGCCAAGCUGCUCAACUAACGUCUUCUGGAUGGCCGAAAAAUGGUAAAAUAUCGUUUCAAAACGUCUCCCUCACCUACCCCGGUCAAAGCGAUGUUUGUGCCUUGAACAAUAUAAACUUUGAGAUUCGGUGUGGCGAAAAGAUCGGCAUCGUGGGUAGAACUGGGGCGGGAAAAAGUUCCGUGAUUUCGACCCUAUUCCGUCUAACCGAACCGACGCCAGGGUCCUCCAUUGCUAUCGAUGGCGUCAACAUCCUUUCCAUUGGGUUGCACGAGUUGAGAUCUGUAAUCGGUGUGAUUCCCCAAGAUCCCGUCCUCUUUAGGGGAACACUUCGACAAAAUCUAAACCCGGACGGGAAUGACCAUCGCUUUGAUGACUACGCGAUAUGGAAGGCCGUAAAGGAGGCGCAUUUGGACGACGUGGCAAAAUCUGGGGGCGGAUUAGACUCAGAGAUAUCGGAGAACGGGUCAAAUCUAAGUGUCGGGCAGAAACAGUUAAUUUGCCUUGCACGAGUUUUACUCAGGCAGAAUAAGAUUAUCGUCAUCGAUGAGGCCACAGCAAAUAUUGACAACGGGACGGACUCCAUUAUUCAGGCCACGCUGAGGGAAAAAUUCGCACAGUCGACCCUCCUCGUGGUCGCCCAUCGACUCCACACGGUACUAAAUUGUGACAGAAUAAUGGUGAUGGACCGAGGAGAAAUUGUGGAAUUUGACACACCGUCCAAUCUCUUGCGAAAUCCGACCUCGAUUUUAUCCCAAAUGGCUGGAAGUACACGGGAAAAGCUGCUGCUCAACUUCUAGAAAAUGCGAAUUUGCAUUAAUUUUGAUAUAUGAAUUUAUUUUGUAUCCUUAUUUUCUUAAUUUCAAACAUUAUCACAAUUUUAUUCCUGACAAAUUGACUGCAUAAAAAUGCUAAAUAAAGGAAGCUUAAAUUUUAAAACUGA